Messenger RNA from Humulus lupulus (European hop), 1371 nucleotides. RefSeq lists its product as uncharacterized. Gene Ontology annotation, molecular function: phosphatidylinositol transfer activity. The record is from RefSeq and is a predicted model, not a curated record. The transcript is spliced from 6 exons. Bases 227 to 1120 code for a protein of 297 amino acids. NCBI's taxonomy places the organism in Eukaryota, Viridiplantae, Streptophyta, Magnoliopsida, Rosales, Cannabaceae.
CAUAUAUAUAUAUACACACACAGAUAUAUAUAUAUAUAUAUCUAUCAGGGGUAGCUGAGAAAGACCUCUGCUCUUCUCAAGCCCAAACCAUUUGCAUCUCUCUGCUCUUUUUUCACAUCCCAAUCAGAAUCAGAUACCUCUGGUUUUUCUUGCCCAAACACCACUUCUCUUCUUCUCCAGAUUUUUCUCUCUUCUAAAUUCAGGUUAAACUAUAGUUCUUGUGAACAUGUUUCUUAUAAAAAGAAAUAAUCAGAAUCAUCAUGUGGAUGAGGAUGCACAAAAGGAAGAAAAGGUCAAACAACUUAGCGAGGCUCUUGGCUCAUUAAGUGGGCGAAGUUUAAAGUACUGUACAGAUGGAUGCCUUAGGAGAUAUUUGGAGGCUAGGAACUGGAAUGUUGACAAGUCAAAGAAAUUGUUGGAAGAGUCACUUAAGUGGAGGGCUACUUAUAAACCUGAGGAAAUCCGUUGGAAUGAAGUAGCUCAUGAAGGUGAGACUGGCAAAGUGUCCAAGGCAAACUUUCACGAUCGACUUGGGAGACCUGUGCUUAUAAUGAGACCAGGAAUGCAGAACACAAAUUCACCAGAAGGCAACAUUCGCCACUUAGUCUAUCUCAUUGAAAAUGGUAUACUCAACCUUCCAGAGGGUCAAGAACAAAUGUCAUGGUUGGUUGACUUCACUGGAUUUUCAUUGAACACAAACAUCUCUGUCAAGACAGCUCGUGAUAUUAUCAACAUUCUUCAAAAUCACUACCCUGAGAGGCUAGCUGUUAUUUUUCUUUAUAACCCACCAAGGAUUUUUCAGGCUUUUUAUAAGGCUGUGAAGUAUUUCCUUGAUCAAAAGACUGCUCAGAAGGUCAAAUUCGCUUACCCCAAAAACAAAGACAGUGUGGAGCUCAUGAAGUCAUUCUUUGACAUUGAUAAUCUUCCCAAUGAGUUUGGUGGUAAAGCCACAGCCACUUUAAAGUACGACCAUGAAGAAUUUUCAAGGAUGAUGGCCUUGGACGAUGUCAAAACUGCCAAAUUCUGGGGUUUCGAUGACAAGCCCUCUCUAAAGACAAAUGGUCACUUUGGGCCAGAGGUGGCACCAACUCCCAUUCCCCUGGCUCCACCUGCUAGCUGAGACUCGAAGAAAUGACCCUCUUGCCUAAUCUGUCUUUUUAUUAUGACUGUUUAAAACUGUAAAAUAUAGAACCGGCUGAACCAGCUUCUAAUCUUUUUAGCUUUAAUCUGGUGAUGGGAACCAGAACAUUUGUUCUUUUAUUAUUGAGGCUAUUCACAAUUAUAGCGGCUGAUAAACAUUUGUCUUCUAUUCUCGUUACUUGAUAUGAGCUAAGAGACUUGACUAAAUUUUACACUUUACAUUUUCUUUUA